This is a messenger RNA of Argiope bruennichi, 3058 nucleotides long. Its product is annotated as Na(+)/H(+) exchange regulatory cofactor NHE-RF1-like. The transcript is spliced from 3 exons. Gene Ontology annotation, molecular function: protein binding; protein-membrane adaptor activity. Gene Ontology annotation, cellular component: apical plasma membrane. Gene Ontology annotation, biological process: protein localization to plasma membrane. NCBI's taxonomy places the organism in Eukaryota, Metazoa, Arthropoda, Arachnida, Araneae, Araneidae. The coding region runs from base 145 to 1056 and encodes 303 amino acids. The record is from RefSeq and is a predicted model, not a curated record.
UCGAGAGCAGACGCCAAGUUGCUGCGUCGCUUCGCUUGUUUUCAGUUAUCGCUUUCUCCUGUUAGUGGUUAGGUGUACGUUGAAUUGCGCGUUGUUUUUGAUGUUUUGAUAGAGUAAAAGCUUGCAGUCAUCUUAGUAUCUAUCAUGUCGUCCGAACUCCCCCCCGAUGCACCCGUCCCCAGACUGUGUCAUUUGAUCAAAUGGGCGGAUUUCGAUGGAUAUGGCUUCAAUUUGCACGCUGAGAAAUCGAGAACUGGUCAGUUUAUUGGCAAAGUAGACGACGACAGCCCAGCUCAGCAUGCUGGUCUGCGGGAGGGUGACCGCAUCAUCGAAGUGAAUGGAGUAAACAUUGCGAAUGAAAAUCACCGGCAAGUGGUCGAAAGGAUAAAAUCCAUUUCGAAUGAAACCAAGCUGUUGGUAGUCGACGAAGAAGCUGACAGGUGGUACAAGGAGAGGAAAAUCGUAGUCAAAAGUACGAUGCCCAAUGUCCAGUUAAUUAAAACGCCAGUACCUCGUCCUUACAAGGAACCUCCUAAUUAUGAGAAUAUUGCACCGUCAGCGAAUGGAGUAGAAAAAACCUCAGUUGGAAAUGGAAUACAUGAUGUAAAACAUUCCCCCAAGUCUGAAACUUCCCAACACGAUGGCAAGCAGAAUGGAUCGGCCACCCCUACUGCUAACGGCACGCCGGAGAAGCAGCAACCGCCGCCCCCGGAAAUAAUCGAGGAAAAAUCCAGCCCUCAAAUUGUGAAACCUAAAGUUCUUGAUAGUCCUAUACAAAAGACCAAAGAAGAGGCCAACACUUCCCGCAGCUCCACUCCCAUGGAUGGCACCCCUUCCAUUCCCGACUCCCCCCACUCCACGAAGAGCUCUCGCAGCACCAACAGCGUGGGUGGAGGCAGCACCUCCAACGGCCCGACCUCCCUGGAAGAAGGUAUGCUCAACUUGAACAUGAGCGCUUCCGAAAUGCGUCAGAUGCUCGCCAACCGGCGCAAGAAGGAUCCCAAGAAAGAGCCCAUGGACAUCCGACAGAAGUACGAGAUCAUCCAGCAGAUGUAGAUAUUCCUGCCUCGAUGAAGCACACUCCCGGACGUCACUGGGGUUCUCUUGUGUUGCCUUUACUUCUCUAUCAUCCUGCCCUAGCCAUCCGGAUUUUUUUUAUCAAUUACGAAUAACGAUAAAGUUUAGACAUUGUAUUCUUUUUUAUUAUUAUGAUAAGAUUAAGUCAGGGGGGUAUCAUUUUCUAUCCAGGAAAGGCUUAGCAACUAUCUUAAUGAGCUGUUGUUAAGUUUUUCUACAGUAAAUUUUACGAAUCAUUUAUUAAAAUCUAUAAAACUUUUAUUAGAUUUUUGAGAAAAUAUUAAAAGACUCGUCAGUCUCUAAAAAACAAUAAAAAAAUCUUGAAUAAAAAUCGUGUGUUUUCCUAUUUUUUAGAAAACCGGUGUUCUAAAUGUCUUCGAAUAAAUCAGAGUAUCAGAUUUUAAUUUAUAUUUGGUUGUCAUGUUUCAUACAUAUUCCCUGUUCUUCUAAAAUGGAAGCACACUUGAAGAAGAUGAUUUUUCUGAUCUGAGAGGAGCUCACCCUAGUUUCGCCGCGAGAGGGCAUUCAGUGUUUUCAUGUGUCGUCCGCUGUCUGCCAUCGCUUGCCGAUUCGUUUCUCAGUCGACAAGCCAUGGCAGACUCUCCCGGCAGCGAUGUUCAGACUGCUGUUGUACAUUUUAUACGAGGAAAUGUCUUGGUGUUGGUGCAAAAUUGUUUCUCGCCAAUUCUUUGCCAUCAGAACAUCCGUUGCUGCCUUCGUUUGCUACUUAGCCAGGGCCCCUGAGAUCCUUCUAAAAUAGACUAUUAUUUUAUGCUUUGUAAAUUAGAUUAGUAUUUUGUGUUUUGCUUAAAUUUUUAACAUGUAUCCAUCAGCGUGUUGAACCGGCGAUUUCUAGCAGGCAUAUUCCUUAUGUCCCAUCAGCAAAUACAGUUUUGCACAUUGAUUCUGGUUUUUUUUUUUUUUUUUUAACUUAAAUAAUAAUUCUAUUGUAUGAAUCUGUUUUUAAUGUAUUUAAAAUUAUCUGUUUGGAACUCAAUCGAUUUCGAAAAAUUUUCUGUAUAGGAUGGUCCACCAUGAUACAUGUCAACCCAAUGUGCGUGAGCGUGCAUACUACUGCCGUAGUGAUCAUUUUGGCUUGCUUGUUUGUCCAGAAACUUUCCAUGCAUGCGAUUGUUUUCUGAGACCAUUACAACAUAGUUACACAGCAUGAAGCAAACGGAUGUUCCUGGUUGCUGAGAAUUGAAUUAUAAUUGUUGAAUUAAAAAAAAACUGUUAUUCAUUUAUUGUUCCAGAGAAGGACUUGUCUUUUCUUCCUUUUGACUUCGUGUCAAGCAGACCUGUUAUUUCCUGUGUUUUUCUCUUUAGGAUCUCUUCCCUUCUGUUUCUUUCGAGCCUUUCGUGCUCUUUUUUGCUGCAUUCUUGAUUUGUUAUUAGAUAGUGUAUAAAUGUAUUUUAUGAUAUGUAUAACCACUAAGUGCCUUAUUAGUUAGUUUUAAAUGAUAUUUCAAAUUGUUUAUAUUAUCCAGUCCCGACAGUUGGAUGUUCUGUUUAUUAAUAAGUAAAAAAGAAAUCGUCUCUACUCUGUCCGUUUUAACUCGCUUCUCAUUUUGGGCAUCGAGUUUUUAAAAUGAAGUCGCCCGCUGAAUUUUACCUGGACAAUCUUCUCCGCAGACCAAGCAUAUCACAACAUCUCGGUGACUGUUUGGAAGAACUAUUUGUAGAAACCUGUUGAUGCGCGUUCCCAAAGUGCCUUAUAUUAUAUGAAAUGAUUCCGCAUAUCAUCUUCCGAAGUGCAUAUAUUUUUUGUAGCCUGCAUAUAUUUUGGAAAGGAAUACCUCGAGGAGAUUCGUUUCCAAGCUUUUUAUGGCUAAUCAGAUUUAUAAACUUUUUGGGUCCAAACAAACAAUUUCAUGUAUUUUUUUUUUUCUAUUAUUGGAAAGUAGAUUAAUUUUUGUAUUUGUAUGCCUUCGAGGCAAAUGUUUUGAUGUGAAAUAAAGUCAAACGUUCACAUGAAACUGAA